Messenger RNA from Homarus americanus (American lobster), 2090 nucleotides. RefSeq lists its product as uncharacterized. Lineage: Eukaryota; Metazoa; Arthropoda; Malacostraca; Decapoda; Nephropidae. The record is from RefSeq and is a predicted model, not a curated record. The transcript has 5 exons. Bases 99 to 992 code for a protein of 297 amino acids.
GAGCGUCGACUGGUGAGGAUGUGAUAUCAGUGGACCUCUCUACUUGGUCCUCAGGAGCGACACCACUCAAGACGCGCUCGAAAAGUGUGCCCGAUCAGAUGUGUCAGUCAACCACCUCAAGUGAACGAGAGGAGGGUGGUGACCUUAACGACACUCGGCUCGACCCAUACCAGACUGUGUGUGUGUGUGGUGGUAGGAGAGACAGGCUAGGUCACCACCCCAAGCAAGAGAUGUGGUUAUGGUGGUGUGUGUUAUUGACUUUGCUGAGUCUGACACACGCUACACACCUCACACACUUCCUUACCAAUAAAACGACUUUAAAACUCAACGAAACGAAGAGAUUUGACAUCACUUUAAACAGCACCUACCCCCUGGAGCAGUAUGUUGUGACGUCAGAAAAACAAUUCAUACUGCUGUUGGAGAUAAGGAGCAGUCAGAUAAGGCUUGAGAUAAGGAGCAGUGAGAUACAGUUAAACCCCACUUUGUCUUCGUCCCAACCCGCCUUGGGGCAACAGUUAACAGUCACCCUCACCUUCGGAGACCAGCACGACGCCCAACUCACAUGGGAUAACAAGACAGCAGAUCUCACUCCCUUCCUCGACCCCGGAAAGGAAAGCGAGCUGGAGUUAACGCUUAUCAAUGGUACCGUCGCUGUCAACAUUACCCACACUGUGUUUCAGCUGACACCAAGCUGCUUCUCAUCGGAUCAUUUGCUAUUGGUGGUGGUGGUGGUGGUGGUGGUGUGCGGAAUCCUGGUUGGCAUCUGUACAGUAGCCAUGUUCUGUCAAGUAAAGACACCGGCAGACACCCCACACGGCCGAGGUGGCCACCUCUACCAUCACGCACACAAGGUGAUUUCAUGCGCAUUACCAUCACUGAGUUUUGUCGUCGCUUCUCACCCAUCAUACCGGACAGAGACUCGCCUCAGAUUGGUAGUAACAUGGCGGAUACGGUCUCGUCCUCGAGGCAUAUUGAUGUGGAAUACAGCGUGAAGCACUCGGGAGGACUAAUGGUCUGGACUAUCCACAUGGGGCCGGGAAGCUGUGCGUCUCGUGAUCCCUUGUAGUGUCCUCCCUCGUGUACCUCACUGUCUUCCUCCCCCAGACAGAAACCUGCCUCCUAUGUGGAACCUUGCGAAAUUACGCCGCUGAAAUAUGCACUUCAUAUGGCAGAUCUGAGGGCGGAGAAGGAGGCAUGGCAGAGGGAGCAAAGACACAAGAUAAAUGGAAAAUGUUGACAUGUUCUACCACCAAGAGUUAAUGUUGGUCAGCCUCUCACGCUACCUCACCAGGGUCAUGGCCCCCACCCGGGACAUGACGCCUUCCUCUCAACAAUUCCCUCACUUAUUUGAUUAAUUCGGGUAAUUUGUCUAUCUUUAACAGAGUGUCUCAAAAAAUGUCAUAACGAUACAUACACCGACUUACAGAUCAUCGUGGAGAAGGUGUGUGUGUGUGUGUGUGUGUGUGUGUGUGUGUGUGUGUGUGUGUGUUUGUAUUCACUGUCUCACUUGUGAGACCUCACACUUCAUCACUGUCCUCACUUGUGGCAGACCUCACACUUCAUCACUGUCUUCACUUGUGGCAGACCUCACACUUCAUCACUGUCCUCACUUGUGGCACCUCACACUUCAUCACUGUCUUCACUUGUGGCAGACCUCACACUUCAUCACUGUCUUCACUUGUGGCAGACCUCACACUUCAUCACUGUCCUCACUUGUGGCACCUCACACUUCAUCACUGUCUUCCUUGUGGCAGACCUCACACUUCAUCACUGUCCUCACUUGUGGCAGACCUCACACUUCAUCACUGUCCUCACUUGUGGCAGACCUCACACUUCAUCACUGUCCUCCCCUGUGGCAGACCUCACACUUCAUCACUGUCCUCACUUGUGGCACCUCACACUUCAUCACUGUCUUCACUUGUGGCAGACCUCACACUUCAUCACUGUCCUCACUUGUGGCAGACCUCACACUUCACUGUCCUCACUUGUGGCAGACCUCACACUUCAUCACUGUCCUCACUUGUGGCAGACCUCACACUUCAUCACUGUCCUCACUUGUGGCAGACCUCACACUUCAUCACUGUCCUCAC